UGCGCCGGUCAGGGGGAGAGAGAGAGAGCUCACUGCUGCCGCGCUGUGCAGAGCCGCCGCUGUUCGCUCUCCAGUUCGCCGUGCUUUGUCGAUGCCACGGCGCCGCCGCCAUCGUGCCACGCGUCGCCGUCGAAACUCGUCAUUUGCCAUUGCUAAUCGCGAAGAGAGUGACGGGAAGGCCUUGCGGGGAGGGUUCGCGAUGUGCCGCCGCCAGUGCUAGGGUCUGACGUCGCCGGUCACCGUCGCGAGCUUCCUUGCCAUUGCCACAGAAGCUGCCUUCGCCGGUGCCGUUGGAGGCGCGAAUGGAAGAGCGCCGUUGAGAGGGGAAACGUGAGCUGCGAGCCACGGGCUGAGGAGAAGCUCCACCCUCGUUGCCGCUAAAAGAGUUCUGUGCGUCGCCGCCAAGGGUUGCCGCAGGUGGGGAGAAGACGCCGCCGCCUCACGUCGCUGCCACCAUCUGAGCUCGCUGCUGCUAAUAAUGGUAAGCCUAAACCGCCGCCGGCAGAGGGAUUCAGGCCGCCGCAGGUGUUGCUACCGGAGAAGAGAGCUGUAUCUCCGUGAUUCCGACCGCCGGGAAAGGUUCUGUGACCUCUGGAAGCACCGUCGGAGCUCUGGACUCAGCUUUUGCCAAUCGAGACCCUGCUGCCGUCGCCGGAAAAGUUGGCCGUCUUCAUCGCCGGAGUCCGGUCGCCGCUGCCGCUUGAGGUGGCUGCCGGAUUACCGCCAAACCGGUUCGGUGAUCGCCGCUGUUCCGGUUCAGCCGUUCCUUCUUCGUUCAGUAAGCAUUUUUUUAUUUGAAAGCUCUCUAGUUACUAUUCUGUUAUCAUACGCUGAGGUUUUGCGGCGUUAAUCGCUAUAAGAUUGAGUCACAGUUAUUGUACGUUGCGAUUAGUGUUGCGAUGGAUAUUGCGAAAGUGGCUGGGAGCUGAGGUUUUGGUUGCCGUCGGUUCGGGCUGAGGUGGAAAGGAUUCUAUGACGCGUUUGGGUUAUGGGAUUGCGUUUUGAGGUAGGGGCGCUUUCCAAAAAAAAUUGUGUUUUAUGUAUCGGAAUUAUUACAUAUGGAUACUGAUGUGAGAUAUUGUGUAUUUAGUGAUUGUAUCUGCCUUAUGUAUUAUUUGAUUGACUCGAAUGAUUAUGGAUGUUGGUUUGGCUGAAUUGU
Arachis duranensis is the source of this 1159-nucleotide messenger RNA. RefSeq lists its product as uncharacterized. The transcript has 2 exons. The record is from RefSeq and is a predicted model, not a curated record. Bases 479 to 850 code for a protein of 123 amino acids. Lineage: Eukaryota; Viridiplantae; Streptophyta; Magnoliopsida; Fabales; Fabaceae.